Neurospora tetraspora is the source of this 1068-nucleotide messenger RNA. RefSeq lists its product as uncharacterized. The transcript has a single exon. The coding region runs from base 217 to 708 and encodes 163 amino acids. Lineage: Eukaryota; Fungi; Ascomycota; Sordariomycetes; Sordariales; Sordariaceae. The record is from RefSeq and is a predicted model, not a curated record.
CGAAAACCUAUUAGUUCACAAGCCACUUCUGCAAUGGCACGUUGCGCUUACCGGAGCUUGGCUUCAUCCCACUCGUUGUUCAACUUCUCAGGAAAUGAUAUGUAUCAACCCUUCAACCAUCAUAAACUCGUUUGAGUGCCAGAAACCCGGCUUGCAGUUUUCUUGUCACCAUUCCUCGCAAAACACAACCCAAGAACACCGACCCAAAGACCAACCAUGGAGGACAACAAUUCCUCACCGCAACCGCCGCCACCACCACAGACAACCCACCCAGAACUCUCCUACACCACCAUCCCCCUCAACACACCCGCCACCGAAAUCCGCCUCCUCGAGCUCUUCCCCUCCGCCGAAUUCCCCUCCCCGCUCCACUGCCGCCUCUACAACACGCCCAUCUCCUCGCCCGCGCCCUUCAAAGCCCUCUCCUACGCGUGGGGCAGCGACGACAAGACGCAUCUGAUUUACAUCGACUCCAACAACAACACCAGCGACAACGGCAACGAUGCAGAUGCAGAUGCAAGCCUCGCAAACCUCACAAGCGGGGUUAGCGUUUCUUCUGGUGACGAGGUCGAUGGCGGUGGGACUGGGGCUAGGGCGGCUGGGGCUGGGAGAGGGGAGGGAGAGGAAGCACACGCCAAAAUGACACCAACAAAAAGGUUGUGUAUAAUCCGCAUCACCUCCUCGCUAGACACCUGCCUCCGCCACUUAUGAGCGAUUCACCACCGCGACCACCCCCUGACCAAGCUAACCCUCUGGAUCGACCAACUCUGCAUCGACCAAUCCAAUUCGGACGAGAAAGCUGUGCAAGUCGGCCUCAUGAAUCAGAUAUACUCGCGCGCCGAGCAGGUGCUGAUCUGGUUGGGUCCGGAAGCGGACGGGUCAGAUGAAGUGAUGGACUCAUUGGCGGAGCUUGGGAGGGAGUUUGAGAGCAUUGGGGCGGAGGCGGGCGAUGCGGAGAGGAUUGAUGAAUUGGUGAAAAAGGUUAUAUUGGGUGGUGACGGUGAAAAUGCUGGGGAGAAGAGGAAACGGGGGAAUGGGGAAGGUGUGGGAGAGAUGAAGAAGAAGGAGGGG